AUGGCACCAGGCCGUGCCGGCGCCAAGAAGGACGCCCCCAAUCUAAACAAACUUCUUGCUGAUGCAGAGACUCAGUAUGAAGUGGGAAAUCUCGACGAGGCCAUUGCCCUCGCGUCAAAGGCCCUGGAACAGACGGGAGAAGGCGGCGACUUUGAACUCAAGGCCCUGAACUUGCUGGGCGUUUUGAACGUGGAGGACGGUGAGGUGGAAGAGGCUCGCGAAUACUUCUUACGAGCCGUCAAGCUGGACGAGGAGGGAGUUCUGGAGGAAAAGAUUGGUGGCGGCCCCGAGAAGUUUUUGUUCCUGGCUCAGCUGAGUGACGAGGGCGGACAGGACAGCGUCCAGUGGUUCGAGCGCGGCGCCUCUGCUCUGCGGAAACAGAUUCAGACACUGAACGACAUCACCAACCGGACACGUGAGCAGCAGGCUGCUCUCGACGAAAUGCAGAGCAAGCUGGGCGGCGUCCUGUGCGCAGUCGCCGAGGUAUACAUGACGGACCUGUCGUGGGAAGCGGACGCCGAGCAGCGGUGCGAGGCGCUCAUCACCGAAGCCAUGCUCAUUGCGCCCAACUACGCCGAGACCUGGCAGACCGUGGCCAACGUGCGCAUCUCACAAGAACGAGUCGACGAGGCUCGCACAGCGCUGAAACGAAGCCUGGAGCUCUGGCAGGAUCUGCCCCCCGAACACCCUUCGGUGCCGGAAUUCCCCACCAGAGUCGCCCUGGCGCGACUGCUCAUGGAGACGGAGAUGGAGGAGCAGGCCCUCAUGGUGCUGGAGCGACUGGUCACAGACGACGAUUCCAGCGUCGAGGUGUGGUAUCUGGGAGGAUGGUGCCUGUACGUUGCGGGCGAGAAGCUGCGCGAUGCGAAGCAGCCCAACGGCGCCGAGGAUGACGCCAGCGAGGAGUGGAAGGCGACGUGGGGUUACUCGAGGAAGUGGCUGACGCAGUCUCUGAAGCUGUAUGAGCAGGAGGAGUAUGAGGACGAGAGGCUUGGCGAGCAUGCGUCGGAGCUGCUGCAGAGUAUUAAUAAGGAGCUGGGCGAGCCUCCGGAAGGGGAGGACGAGGAGGAGUGGUCUGGGAUUAGCGAUGAUGAAGAGGAUGGUGAUGAGGAGAUGCAGGGUUAG
Messenger RNA from Trichoderma atroviride IMI 206040, 1125 nucleotides. RefSeq lists its product as uncharacterized. NCBI's taxonomy places the organism in Eukaryota, Fungi, Ascomycota, Sordariomycetes, Hypocreales, Hypocreaceae. The record is from RefSeq and is a predicted model, not a curated record. Gene Ontology annotation, molecular function: protein binding.